AUCAACAUACGUAAACAUUCAUCAUCUAACGAGGUCAGAUUGACCAAAAUGAACAGUUUUAAGGUAAAGAUUAUGUACCACGUGUUUUCUGUAGUUUUUGUCCUUUUUCAGGUGUGCAGUUGUUAUAAUACCUGUGGUAUGUGGGUUUCGAGAGCAUCUGUCCUGAUGUGUCUAUCCUUAUCUGUGUGUGUGAGUAUCUUGUGGGUGUGUGUACGCACUGAGUUGUAAAAGGGGUUUCUACACGUGUGUUUGGGUGCAUGUGUGGAGUGGGAUAACAGAGUCAUAUAGAUGCCAUCUGUGUAGGAGUGAGUGGAGCGCCUCGCUCUGGGUCUCUCUUCCUCAUCAAAUCUCCACUCACUCAUAAUGAGUGACAUCACUGGAGUUCCCCCAGGAGGAAACAGAUUUUAAAAAGAGCCGCUCGCUGAGUGUCAGUCAACACACCACAGCAGCUGGACCAGAAGGACGACAGCUCUCAACCAGGCUGCGAAGACCUUAACUUUGACUUGAAAAGCGACCGAAGGAACUCAUUCAAAACAAUGGAAGGAGAAUGCAAAGUGCAGCUGGACGCCGCGGUCGACGCAGAAGCCAGGAAAGGGACAACGCAGAGUGUCAGAGCCGGCCCAAAACUAACCACUAUCCUGCUGACAUUCACACUCUGCCUCGCUGCUGCUGCUACUGUCGCUGUAUCCGCCUUCAAUAGGCAUGCCAAGGGCCCAGGACAAGACGAGGAAAACAAUUUUGAACUUCAUCAUACAUUGAGAGAGAUUAUGAAUGUAAGAGCGGCCAUUCAUUUACAAGGAGAAUACAACUCUGACCUGAGGACCUCAGUGCAAUGGAGGGAACAGGUGGACCAGUCACACUCACAAGGAGGGCUACGACUUGACAACAAUGAAAUAGUGAUUCCUGCAAGUGGCCUCUACUUCAUUUACAGCCAAGCGUCUUUCCGUGUCAGCUGCAGCAUCAGUGACGACGACGACGACACCACCUCAAGGCCCUUGGUCCACCUGAGCCACACUGUGCAGCGCUGGUCCCCCAAGUAUGGGAACGAUGAUGCCAACAAGACGUAUGUGCCAAUCCUGCACUCUGUCCGCACUGCCUGCCAAAAGACAGCGAGCAGCAGCCCAGAUGAUGAGGGGAGCUGGUUUUCUGCGGUGUAUAUGGGCGCUGUGUUCAGCCUGAGCAAAGGGGACAGACUGCAAACAGUGAUGGAGGAGAAGAUGCUGCCCAUGCUGGAGGAUGAGCCAGGCAAGACUUUCUUUGGGGUGUUUGCUUUGUGAGGACAGGUGUCUGAAGGCAACAGGCGACAGUAUGAAUGCUGAUGACAAAAAAAGCCACCAAGCUUCAUUGUAGCGCCACAUGAAAGCCUUCCGCUGCUGAAUGUAAGACACCCACUGAAGAGUUUACACUGCACAAAACAGUCAGUGCAACUUUGAAUGACUGCAUUAGCAAGUCACUCAAAGUCUGCAAGUGAACAGACUUAAGUUAACUGUAGCAGCGAACAAGCAAGCUCACUGUUAAGUUAUGUAUUACCACAGAUUAUUAUUAUUUUGGUCUAUAAUGUUAAGUACUAUGUACUAUUGCAUUAUGUACUGUGUACUGUGUCAGUACCUUUUGCUGUACUGUAAUGCUACACCUGUACUCUCUGACAUUUGUAGAAUUUAAUAUAAUAAUGCUGCAGCUGCGUAUUUAUUAUGUCACUACAGGGUGAUAAAAGUGGAUUUUAGAGGGUACAUUUAUUCAACGCAAACUGAUCAUAUAGAUGUUAUUUAUUUAAUUGAUGUUAUUUAUUUACUUAUUUAUUAUUUAUUUCUGCUCUCUUGUAUUUUGUCUAAUGAAUGCCUACAUCCCUAAACUGUAUUUAUGCUGGAUUUUGUACCUAAUUUAUGAAAUUAUUUAUUGAACAGAAUAAUCAAUUUGAACAAUUGUUUGUCAUUCCAAUUUGUCCUGUUUACACGUGCAUAUGAUGGUGCCUGUGGUGCUUUCACAUAUUUGAAUAAAUAACGAUUUUGACAAGAAAAGUCUGUUUGUGAGGGCUGUGUUCAGUGUAUGGAGCCAAUCACAAUUUUUGUUUACGAUCACUUCCAGCUGGA
This is a messenger RNA of Acanthopagrus latus (yellowfin seabream), 2090 nucleotides long. It is a transcript of the gene tnfa, whose product is annotated as tumor necrosis factor a (TNF superfamily, member 2). Gene Ontology annotation, biological process: immune response. Gene Ontology annotation, molecular function: tumor necrosis factor receptor binding. The transcript is spliced from 4 exons. The record is from RefSeq and is a predicted model, not a curated record. Gene Ontology annotation, cellular component: membrane. The coding region runs from base 537 to 1277 and encodes 246 amino acids. NCBI's taxonomy places the organism in Eukaryota, Metazoa, Chordata, Actinopteri, Spariformes, Sparidae.